AUGGAAAGAAAAGAUUUAAAAGCCUUAAUUUUUGAUUUAUUUUAUAGUCGGUAUUAUGGGGUAGUCAUUUAUACUCGCAUUUUCGAAGGAGAAUUGGAAAAAGGUCAAAAAAUUAAGUUCUAUGCUAGCCAACAGAAGGUUUAUCAAGUUGAAAGAGUGGGAGUAAAAACUCCCAAAGAGGUCUUAAAAGAUAGAUUAAUUGCCGGAGAAAUUGAGGUAAAAGUUGGCGAUACUAUUUUGGACUUAAAUAACACCGCUUCGCCCUUGGAAGGAUACCAGGAAGUAAAAUCAAAUGUUUAUUCUAAUUUAUAUCCCGCCGAUAGUUCUCGAUAUAAAGAAUUUAAAAAGUCUUUGGAGGAACUACAAAUCCAAGACAAUAGUUUAAGUUUAGAAACAACCGAUUCCCAAUUACUCGGUCCAGGCUUUCGCUGUGGUUUUUUGGGACUAUUACACCGCGAAAUUGUUUGUGAAAGACUAGAAAAAGAAUUUAAGUGCGAAAUUAUUACUACUUCGCCCAGCGUUAAUUAUCAAAUAAUUUUUCCUAAUGGUGAAAAAAUGGAAACCAAUAAUCCUCAAAAAAUUCCUGCCGAAGGUAAAAUAAAAGGUUUUGAAGAAUUAUUUAUUAACAUAAACAUUACUACUCCGGAGGAACAUUUAGGAGCAAUUUCUCAAUUGUGCCAAAACAAAAGGGUUCACCGAAACUUUGCUUACGAGCGAGCCAAAACAGCAUGCGAGAAACUUAAAAAAACCCUUAAAUUACAAACUUUUACAGUUCCUAUCCAAGCCUGUAUUGGUAGCCAAGUAAUUGCUCGGGAAACUCUACCGGCUUUGAAAAAACUGGUUACUGGUAAUAUGUAUGGGGGGGAUAGAACUCGAAAAAUGAAAUUAUGGGCCAAACAAAAAAAAGGAAAGGCCCGAAUGAAAGAGUUCGGAAAAGUCAAUUUUGGUGCGGGUAGUUUAAGAGAACUUUUACGGGGAAACAAAUAG
Messenger RNA from Funneliformis geosporum, 987 nucleotides. Lineage: Eukaryota; Fungi; Glomeromycota; Glomeromycetes; Glomerales; Glomeraceae. The record is from the annotation of a GenBank genome assembly.